Messenger RNA from Cinclus cinclus, 482 nucleotides. It is a transcript of the gene TXNDC17, whose product is annotated as thioredoxin domain containing 17. The record is from RefSeq and is a predicted model, not a curated record. Gene Ontology annotation, molecular function: protein-disulfide reductase [NAD(P)H] activity. Gene Ontology annotation, cellular component: cytosol. Lineage: Eukaryota; Metazoa; Chordata; Aves; Passeriformes; Cinclidae. Bases 13 to 381 code for a protein of 122 amino acids. The transcript has 4 exons.
GUCGCUGCCGCCAUGGGCUGGGAGGAGAUGCAGGUCCGCGGGUAUCCCGAGUUCGUGCGGACGGCGCAGAGCUACCACGGCCGGCCCAUCUUCGCGCUCUUCUGCGGCGAUAAGGACGCCGAGGGCAGGAGCUGGUGUCCCGACUGCGUGACGGCUGAGCCAAUUGUGAGGAAGGAACUUCAUAACCUGCCUGAUGAGUCGGUUUUCAUCUACUGUCUAGUAGGAGACAGAGCCUACUGGAAGGAUCCCAACAAUGAAUUCAGGAAGAAUCUGAAACUAACAGGAGUGCCUACAUUACUUAAAUAUGGAACACCUCAGAAGCUGGUCGAAGAAGAAUGUUUUAAAGCAGAGCUUGUGCGUAUGUUGUUUACUGAAGACUAAAGCCCUCACUAGUCAGUCAUUGAUGAAGAUGGUAAUCUCAAUUAAUGCAAUGUCAUUUCAAGGGAUCGCUGACCUUCAUUAAAAAUUUUCAUGAUUCAUUA